AUGGCGAGCAGCACUGGCUGCUUUGAGGGUGCGGCAAUGUUCGCCUUCGACCCCGCACCUGAGAAGAUUUUGCUCCCCGAGGUUCUCAGACAGCCAAUUUCAAAGGAUCUCUCCGAGCCUGUGAUUGCAAGGCUGAAUCCUCCAUCUUGUAUGAUGUGCAGUGAACCAGGGGUGAUGAAAAAUCCAGGACAUUUUCUUUCUGAAGGAGCUGACACCACCACAUUUUCAGCCUUUCCCUCGCAGAAUGACCUGGAUUUGAUUGAAAGAUACAAACAGGGAGUAAUAAACUCAGUGUCUGCCUUGCAUCUGUUUGCCAAAACACACCACCUGCAGCUUGAAUUGAAAGAAACCAGCGUGGCAGGUGACGUCAUAAGGCCUUACUUUGCCUUUUGUGCUGUGAUAAAUGGUGUUUGCUACAAGACUGGGCUGGGAAAGAACAAGAAGGAAUCUAAAUUAAAUGCAGCUAAACUGGCUCUUGCUGAGCUACUCAACCUGGAGAAUACAGGGGCAAAGUCCUUUGAAGAUUCAGCUUUUUCCUGUGUUCCUGCUGAGCCUCGACCUCCAGGAAACUCUGCUUGUGUUUCAAGAACUGGAGGAGAACAUAUCUAUCAAAAGCUCUCACAAACGCUGGAGGAAGUGUUCAACCGCCUGACUAGCCAACACCCUGAGUACCAAAGCUGCGGCAGCUCCCUGGCUGCUUUCAUCAUUGAGAAGGGUGGGCAGCACGAGGUGGUGGCUCUGGGGACAGGGGAAUGCAACUACAGCCGGCGCGUGGAGUCCUGUGGGAGGCUCCUGCACGACAGCCAUGCCAUCGUCACUGCCAGGCGUUCCCUGCUCAGAUACUUGUACAGGCACCUUUUGCUGUUCUAUAACAAAAAUCCAGCCAAGGCAGAGAGAUCCAUAUUUUGCACAGCACCAGGCUCGAAGCUGCUUACCUUAAAGCAGAACAUAACUCUGUCUCUCUACAUGAACCAGCUUCCAAAAGGAACUGCUCAGUUAAAAUCAGAGGUGCAUCUCGGUCCCCAGUCCAUCUCUGCUUACGAAGCCAGCGAAGAGCUGAGUCUGCACGUUGCCCUGGAAGGCAGGAUUUACCUGGCUGUCUGCUGUCCCCCCAAGACUGUCAGAGUGAGCAGCAUGUCAGCUGGGGACAAACUCACCAAGUGGGAGGUGGUUGGUCUUCAGGGAGCCUUGCUGAGCCACUUCAUCGAACCGGUGUACAUCAGCAACAUUCUCGUGGGAAAUGGAAGUUGUAAGGAUACAAAAGGACUGGACAUAACCAUAAAGCAGCGUCUUGAUGAUGAACUCAUUUCGAAGCUUCCUGUGCACUACCUGGUCAACAGAUCUCACAUUUACUUGGUGAAAGCUGCGCUGCCAAUCCAAACAGAUUUGAACCAGUGGUCUCUUAGUUUGAAUUGGACAUUGUCAGAUGCAUCCUUGGAGGUUGUGGAUGGAUUAAGUGGGAAAACCACUGAAAGCUCCCCGUUCCGCAGCGGCACCUGCCUGGCCAGCCGCCUGUGCAAGGCCGCCAUGUUCAGCCGCUUCAGGAUGCUCGCCAGGGAAGCAGGACGGGCUGACCUGCUCCAGUUUCCAACGUACCAUGAGGCAAAGAUUAAAUCUCAGUUGUACCAAGAAGCUAAAAGCUUGCUGCAAAGCUACCUAGAGCAGCACAGUUACGGAUCGUGGAUUGUGAAGUCUCCACAUAUUGAACAGUUCAGUGAUUGA
Molecule: messenger RNA, 1722 nt
Organism: Melospiza georgiana
Lineage: Eukaryota; Metazoa; Chordata; Aves; Passeriformes; Passerellidae
Gene: ADAD1
Product: adenosine deaminase domain containing 1
Exons: 11
Coding region: 1-1722 (573 amino acids)
Biological process (GO): RNA processing; adenosine to inosine editing
Cellular component (GO): nucleolus; cytoplasm
Molecular function (GO): double-stranded RNA binding; double-stranded RNA adenosine deaminase activity; tRNA-specific adenosine deaminase activity
Source: RefSeq, a predicted model, not a curated record